GAGAAGAUUCUCAUUGCCAACCGAGGAGAGAUCGCCUGUCGUGUUAUUGCCUCCUGUAAGAGACUUGGGAUCAAAUCUGUUGCCGUACACAGUGAUGUUGACUCAAAUGCGAAAUUUGUCAAGAUGGCAGAUGAAGCAGUGUGUAUUGGCCCUGCUCCCACAUCUAAGAGUUACCUAAACCAGGAUGCCAUCUUGGAUGCAGUGAAAUCUACCGGGGCGCAAGCUGUUCAUCCAGGUUAUGGCUUUCUCUCAGAAAACAUGACAUUUGCUGCCAAGCUUGCUGAAAAUGAUGUGUUAUUUGUUGGACCAAACAGUCAUGCUAUCCAAGCUAUGGGCGAUAAGAUCGAGAGUAAGAGAAUCGCUAAUAAAGCCAAGGUGAACUGUAUCCCUGGGUUUGAUGGUGUGAUCAAGAAUGAUGAUGAGGCAGUGGCCAAGGCACAGGAGAUAGGGUACCCUGUGAUGAUCAAGGCCUCUGCUGGAGGUGGUGGGAAAGGUAUGCGAAUUGCCUGGAAUGAUGAGGAGGCAAGAGCUGGUUUUCGAUUUUCCACAGAAGAGGCGCGGUCCAGUUUUGGCGAUGAUCGUCUCCUGAUUGAGAAGUACAUUGAUAAUCCACGACAUAUUGAAGUACAGGUGUUAUGUGACAAUCACGGUAACGCCCUCUACCUUAACGAGCGAGAGUGUUCUAUUCAGAGACGUAACCAAAAAGUCGUUGAGGAGGCCCCGAGUACAUUCUUGAACGAGGAGACGAGGCGGGCUAUGGGGGAACAAGCCAUAUCAUUGGCUAAGGCUGUCGGUUACAACUCCGCUGGAACUGUGGAGUUUUUAGUUGAUUCACAGAGGAAUUUCUACUUCCUUGAGAUGAACACAAGGUUACAGGUGGAGCAUCCAAUAACAGAGGCAAUCACUGGGGUCGAUAUCGUACAUCAGAUGUUGAGGUCCGCUAGAGGUCAUGAGCUGAUGUUGAAGCAGAGUGACAUAGGAGUUAAUGGCUGGUCGUUCGAGUGCCGCGUCUAUGCUGAAGAUCCCACAAAGGCUUUUGGUCUUCCAUCUGUCGGCCGCUUGACUUGUUAUCAAGAGCCAGAUUUGCCACAGGUGCGAUGUGACAGUGGUAUCCUUGAGGGAAGUGAGAUCAGCAUCUAUUACGAUCCGAUGAUCUGUAAGCUUGUCACAUAUGGACCAACCAGACAAGACGCCCUGAACAUUAUGGCCAAAGCUUUAGAUUCCUACGUUAUCCGAGGUCUGACCCACAACAUCUCACUCCUGCGCGAUAUCGUCACGGAGGAGAGGUUUGUCAAGGGCGACAUCAGCACUAAUUAUCUUCCAGAAGUCUAUCCAGAUGGCUUCAGUGGUAAACAGUUAACUUCCAAAGAAGAGAUAGAUCUGGCCGCGAUGGCUUGCUGUGUCUAUGCAGAAGCCGACCACCGGCAGAGAGAAUUCUCAACGCAGGACCGUCUCCAACUCACGAAAGGUGACGUGGAGGAAUGGAAUCUGAGCGUUGCUGUCGGGAAGAACAGACACAAAGUUCAAGUAACGAGGGAUGGUCAUUCAUUCAAGAUUCUGAUAGAUGGCAAUGAACUGAAGGUGAGCUGUAAGUUCAGCCUGGCUGAUAAGAUCCUGUACCCAGACAUCAAUGGCAGGAGGCCCAUCCUACAGUACAUCAAGAUGUUCAAUAACGGUGACAUCAGACUCCAGUACCUGGGAACAAAGUACAACGUCAACGUGAUUGACCAGAAAACUGCUACCUAUCUCCACCACAUGCCUGAGAAGGUGCAAGCUGAUUAUGCUAAGGUUAUCAUGGCCCCAAUGCCUGGUCUCGUCAAGUCGAUAGCUGUUGAAGUUGGACAACUUGUUGUUGAAGGCAUGGAAGUGUGCGUGCUGGAGGCCAUGAAGAUGCAAAAUAGUCUCGUGGCUGGCAAAGACGGCAAGGUGAAAUCUGUGAACUUCAAGGCGGGUGACACUGUCGCCGAAGAGGACAUUAUUGUCGAGAUCGAAUAGGGUGCCAUCGUGUACUAGUUCGCUAGAGAACUUUGCGAUCAUCAACAAGAUGGAGCAGAGCUGUAGUAAUGAGAUUGUCAGUUCAGUACAAGAGAGUUUUUACGAUGAUGAAGAUGUUGAUGAUGCUGAUAAUUGAGAAAUGCUGUAGUUGCUUCUGGCAAGACAAUAUGUUGUCACGAGUCUUUUUGAUUAGCUUUGUGACUUCUUUCUUUUGUAACAUGCAUUUGGCACUCAUUUCAGUUGGAAAAAGCUUCGGGAAAACUUUGAGGAACGGUUGCGGUAAAGUUACGAAAAAGAAGUCACACAAAUAGACUAACUAUAAAAAGUCUUCAGAAUGUCAUUCAAUGAUUAAAUAUGUUUAUCGUGAUGGUGCUCCUGAUAGUGAAUAUCACUUCAAGAAGUUCAGAGAUCUGUGUAGUAAGUUACCUUUACAGGUGAAGUUGUUGCACUACUGAUUUGAAUGAUUGUUUUAGUUAUUGAAAAUCAUGUUAAUUUCAGAGGAAUUGGGGGAUUUUUAGGUCACAUGGGUGAGCACACAACUGAUAUGAGAGAAGUUUGAUCUUGGUUACUGAACUCGAGUAUGAUACUGUCUCUUGUUGCCCCAUGUCAGCACAAUGUCCCUCAGACAUUUCAUUCUUAAAAAUGAGAAGAUGUAUAUGUAUCGUGGAUUAUAUUUUACAUACAAGCUGGUUCAAGCAUGUUGUCCAGUGAACUAGUGCAGUCUGACUGUAUAAAUUCCUAGAACUGAUAGAGACUAGUCUUUGCAUUCUUGAUGAGACAUUUACUUAGUGUUUUCUUUAAAUGUUGUGUGCGUACAUAUAAUAGUUACGGGUACCUCUGUAUGGCUUAGCUUAAACGUGGUGUAUCAGUGUCUCCGACGCUAGGGGACAUUCCUAAGAGGUAAUAGAU
Messenger RNA from Lineus longissimus, 2904 nucleotides. RefSeq names its product propionyl-CoA carboxylase alpha chain, mitochondrial-like. Gene Ontology annotation, molecular function: propionyl-CoA carboxylase activity; ATP binding; metal ion binding. Gene Ontology annotation, cellular component: mitochondrion. NCBI's taxonomy places the organism in Eukaryota, Metazoa, Nemertea, Pilidiophora, Heteronemertea, Lineidae. The record is from RefSeq and is a predicted model, not a curated record. The transcript is spliced from 14 exons. The coding region runs from base 124 to 1995 and encodes 623 amino acids.